GAGCAUUUUAUCUGAUUGCAUUUUUUUUCCUCUCUUAGCAUAUCACUAUAUGCUAGUUUAUAUAGUUAGUUUACAACUAACCCGAGGCACUUUACUGGAUGUGCAAGGUCCUCCAAACAGAGUAUUCCAAGUCCUCUCUCCCUGUCCCUUAUAACAUUGCUGUCGUUCAUUUCAUUAUCUAUAAGCUGGGAUUACGGAAUACGUGGUUGCUGUUAUGACUUUGAACAAAGGGUUAUCUGUCAGAUUAAAUAACAACAAUAAAAACAAAUGAAUUUAUUUUACUUUCAUUUAUUUCUUCUCUAACACCCUGCCUUUCUUUAUUAUUUACCUUCUUCCUGACGAAUUUCUUUUAACAUUUCUUACAAAGCAGGUCUACUGGUAAUAGCUUCCCUCAGCUUUUGUUUGUCUCAGUAAGUCUUUAUUUCUCCCCCACUUUUGAAGGAUCAUUUUGCUUGACACAAUUCUAGUUAGGUGCUUUUUCUUUCAACACCUUAACUAUUUCACAUUUCACAAGACUCUUCCUGCUUGCAUGGAUUCUGAAAAGAAAACUGAUUUCAUUCUUAUCCUUGUUUCUCUAUAACUAAGGUUUUCUCUCCGUAGCCUCUUUCAAGAUGUUCUCUUUGUCUUUGAUUUUUCUCCAGUUUGAAUAUGAUAUUUCUAGGCAUGCAUUUUUGGUUUUUAUCUUGUUUGGUGAUCUCUCAGCUUCCUGCGUCUGUGCUUUGGUGAUUAUCAUUAAUUUGGGAAAAUCUCAGUCAUCAUUGCUUCACUUUUUUUUCUGUUUCUUUCUAUUCUUUUCUCCUUUGUGUAUUCCUAUUAUGUGUAUGUUACACCUUUUGUAAUUGUCCCAAAGUUCCUGGAUUCCUGUUCUUUCUUCUUCUUUUCAUCUCUUUGCACUUCAGUCUGGAAGGUUCUGUUGACGUCUCCUCAAGCUCGCUGCCUCUUCCCUGUACAUUUCCACUGUAUGGAUGAGCCCCCAAAGGAAUUCUUCCUUUCUGUUUUCUUGUUUAUCUGCCUUUUACUUCUUGCAUUUCUCAGUUGGUUCUUUCUUAGAGUUUCCAUCUCUGCUUGUAUUAUCUGUUCUUGCACGUUAUCCACUAUUUCCAUUAGAGCCCUGGACAUAUUAAUCAUGGUUGCUUUACAUUUCUGGUCUGAUAAUUCCAACAUUUCUGCUACAUCUGUAUCAGGUUCUUGUGCUUGUCCUGUGUCUUCAAGCUGUGUUUGUAAGUCCUUUAGAAUGCCUUUAGGUUUUGUUGAACACUGGACAUGGUGUACUGUGAGGAAGGGAUGGAGGUAAACAGGCCUUUAAGCGUGAGCUUUUGUUUAUCUCACUAGAGCUUAGUCUAUUGGUUUUGGUUUUCAGAGGCUAAAGUAUUCUCCGGUAUCCUUGCUGUUGUCUCCUGUGUCAUCUCUGGGUUCUGUAGCGGCUUCUUAAAUAAGGUUUGCAACAUGCAGUUCUUCCAGUGUAUUCCACUGUUAUCACACAGGAGUCUUCCUGAUGUAGUGGUGUGUUUUGGGUGGAGCAGACAUGUUCUAUAGUCCCUUGAUUUGGUCUCAGUAUUUUAAUGAGCCUGUGUCCCAGGCUCUGACCGUCUUUGGUAUAAUAAGAAAGAUAUAUGAUCUUUGUCCCUGGUUCCUAGCAAAGAUCCUCAAGCCCUUGGACCUUCUGAAUGAUAAGGGUGAUAGGAGCAUCUUCUGUCCUAAUGAGGUGACUGUUUCCAGGCCCCUAGAGAGCUUCAGGAUGGGGGCUGAUCACUAGGAAGACCAAGGUUUGAUCAGGGGCCUAGCACUUUCAGCCCAGCCCCCCACCUCUGGGGAGAGGAGAGGGGCUGGAGACUGAGUUAAUCACCGACAGGCAAUGGUUUAAUCAGUCAUACCUACAUAAGGAAACUCCAUGAAAACCCCUAAACCUCGGGGUUUAGAGGGAUUCUGAGUUGGUGAACACAGCCAGGUGCUGGGAGGCUGUUGUAUCUGGAGGGUGUGAUGGAAGCUCCCCGCUUACCCCUGCCCGCCUUGCCUGUGCAUCCUUUCCAAUUGGCUGUUCCUGAGUUGUAUCUUUUACAAUAAACUGGUAGUAAUAAGUGAAGUGCGUUUCUUAGUUCUGAUAGUUAGUCUAGCCAAUUAGCAAACAUGAGAGCUUGUCCAGGGAACCUCCGUGUUUGGAGUCAGCCAUCCAGGAAUGUGUGUAGCCUGGACCCCACAUUUGUAGCUGGCAUCUGACAUGGGGGCAUCUUGUGGGACUGAGUCCUUAAACUGUGGAGUCUGAUGUUGACUCUGGUUAGUUAGUGUUAGAAUUGAAUUGUAGGCCACCUAGUUGGUGUUAGAGAGUUGGAGAAGUGGUGUUGGAAAAUGCACCACAUAUUUGUUUAAGGAGGAAAAAAUAACCUGUGAACCUCACAAGUGUUUCUGAAUCCCCUCUAACCCUCAACUUAGGUCCGGCAGAAAGGGUGGAGGGGACUCAGCUGGCUGUUACCCUUCCCACACGCCGGUUAGGCGCUGGUGAAAUCCCAGUCUGUUCGGCUCUGGUGAAACAGUCUUUCGGGGACAGGCCUUGUUAAGAAGAACAGAUACUGUGGGCAUAUUUCAAAAUGGCUGUUUUUCUGUCUCUCUUUCCAAUUUUGGAGACAGCGGUUUGCCCUGUGACCUCCAUUCUUUGAGAGAUUUAAGAGGAGUCAUUGAUUUUGAUAGCUUUUUUCUGGCGAGGAUGGGAAUGUCACCUUCUAAGCUCCUUACGUGCUGGAUGAGAACCCAGAGGUCUCUGACUCCAGUUUGUAAUGUUCGCUGAUGUGUUGGGGACAACCCUGUAUUCUUCUUGAGCAGAGAAAACCCUUCUUCCCUCCCAUGUGUCUCCUUUACUUUCACCCAGAACACUUCACUUCUGACACUUCUGGUCACCAAAUGUGUGAGAGUUUUUCCCCAUGACAAGCAAUUCCCCGUGACACCAGCUGGGUGUCCUACAACUUAACUCCAUCCUAACAUAAUCUACCUUGAGAGAGCGUCAGAUCCACAGCUUACGGGCUCAGUCCCACGAGACUGUUCCCACCCCAGUUCACAUGCCAAUCACAUGUACUAGGUCCCCAGCUUCCUCACAACUUCUUUCUCACUUGGCUACAAAUCACAUGUUCCCGUAGCUGUCUCCUUAGAUUUGAUUAAGUUGCUAGAGUGGCUCACAGAACUCAGGGAAACACUUCCUGACAUUUACCAGUUUACUCGUGCAUAUGAUUAAAGAUACAGAUGAACAGGCAGAUGAAGAGAUAUGUAGGGUGAGGUCGGGGCCGGGGUGUUCCUGUUGGGGUGCAGCACCCUCGUGGUACAUGGAUGUGUUCACCAACCUGGAAACUCUCCGAAUCCUCACGUAGGCAUGACCAAUUAUUAACUCCAUUUCCAGCCCCUCUCCUCUCCCUGGAGGAUAAGGGCAGAGUUGAAAAUUCCAAGCUUCUAAUCAUGGCUUGUUCUUUCUGUUGACUGGCCCCCAUCCAGGAGCCCAACCAGAGUCUCCUCAUUAGGACAAAAGAUGCUCCUCCUGCUCUUAUCACUUAGGAAUUUACAAGGGUUUUAGGAGCCCUGUGUCAGGAGCCUGGGGCAGAGACUAAUAUAUUUUUUCUAUUAUCUGACAGCUGACAACUUUAAAGCCUUCCCCUCCUGCUUCCCCUUGUGCCCCACAUUUGUACAUGGUACUAAGGCGGCCUGACUGCUCACUCCUUUGGUCCUGGCAAGAGAUUCAGUCCAUGAAAGCCCCCACUGUGUGUAAACUCAGCCUAGCCCACCCCCUCACCUCCAUAAAAACCCAGGCAGGCUCCUCUCCUGCUCUUUCAGGGCACUUCCCCCCUGCUUGAGAGGCCUGCCCGCCCUCCCCUGAGACUGUCACGGAAGGAACAAGCCCUUUCGUACAUUCCUGGUAGGUGUGUUAGUCUCCACUACUCAACCAAACCUUGGGUUGGGGCCAGGGGUCCACCUGGCCCUGCAGGUUAUAGAAAGGUAAUAUAGUACAUGUAUUCUAAUACACUUUGCCUAUUCUCUCCGUAAAUCCUCCAGAUCUUUUCCUAUCAGUACCCUUUGUUUUUAAAAAGUACACAUGAUGAUGAAUUUAUGUAACCCAUUCUUUCUAAAUAGACACUUGGUUUGUUACCAAUUUUUGCUGCCAAAACCAUGAAUGAAAACUCAGAUUGCGGUGACAGGGCAAAUAAACAUAUACAAAUUAUGUUCUUUUCCAACCUGAAUUACUUCUUAAAAUUUUUAUCAUCAAAUAUAUUCAGAAAAGAAUGUGCAAAAUGUUCUGUGGUAAGCUUUAGUGAUAACAAUAUAAAGAUCCUUGGAAUCGUCAAGAUUCAUAAAUGGCCUGUGGGCAGUGGUGAGUCCCCUGACGUGCCUGGCCCUGACUCACCUCUGACCCGCCCUGCAGGUGACCACUGUCUUGACCUUUCGAAAUUCUUCACAGCUUUACCAUCUAUUAUUUUUCACUAAGCAGUGUUCUUUCAGUUUUACCUUCUUUGACUUUUCCACAAAUGAGUAUUAAUGGAAUUGCAUUGACAAGACUUUCCCGUGGUUUCUUUGCCUCAGUAUUCACACGUGCUGGCGUCGGAGGCCUGGGGCCUGCCCUGGGGCUGUGGGGUUCAAACCUCCCACGAGAGCCAGGCGCGCGGAGCCCACGGGACCCGUUGAAGACCCCAGUGAGCAGGGACCGGGGUGGCGGCGGGAAGAUGAUUGCCCGCUGGUGAUAGUCAAAGAUCAAACGGAGCCAGGCUCAUUGUGACGUAUGGUGAGGUCCCUUUGAAGUGUCUGUGUGCGUGAGGAAGGGUCACAGUUCUGGGCGUGGCCUCGGGGCCUGGUGGUUCAAUGCAGCGUCCUUGCAGAGGACAGGUUCUGGCCCGCGGCCAAGGCAAGGUCGGCUCAAAGACUUGCCCCCUGCCUGCUGUCACUCAGGCGCGAGGGGGCGGGGCCUUGUGAACUGUCCAAUCAGGGGAGUCGCCGGAAACGUACGUGGGGGCGACACUCGGAUAACGGCGUGGACGGUGUGGACUGCGUGCUGGUCCGUGGGCGCUCCGGUCGCGUAGCUGGUCGCCCGUCGCUGCCUUCAGAAGCCUCAGGUGGCUCUGCCGCGUACUCUGUCGCUGUGACCUGCACUGGCCGUGGUAGUCGGAGGGUGACUGGCUGGGGACCCCAGAAACCGGAAAAUGGACUCAGUGGUCUUUGAGGAUGUGGCUGUGAACUUCACCCUGGAGGAGUGGGCUUUACUGGAUCCUUCACAGAAGAAGCUCUACAGAGAUGUGAUGCGGGAAACCUUAAAGAACCUGGCCUCAGUAGGGAAAAAAUGGGAAGACUGUAAUUUGGAAGAUCAGUAUAAAAACCAGGGAAGAACACUGAGGAGUCGUAUGGUAAGGAGACCCUGCGAAAGUAAAGAGGGUAGUCAAUGUGGAGAAAACAUAAGCCAUAUUUCGAAUCUCAAUCUAAACAAGAAAACGUCUACCAAAGUAAAAACAUGGGAGUGCAGUGCUUGUGGGAAAGUCUUCAUGAGUCACUCAUCCCUUAAGAGGCACAUGAGAUGUCACACUGCGCCCAAACCAUACAAGUAUCAGGAAUAUGGAAAGAAGCCGUAUAAAUGUAAGCAGUGUGGGAAAGCCUUCAGUUAUCUCCAGCCUUAUCAAAAACACGAAAGAAAUCACAGUGUGGAGAAAACCUAUAAAUGUAAGGAAUGUGGGAAAUCCUUUAGAUAUCGCCAGUCUGUUCGCAAACAUGAGCGGACUCACACUGGAGAGAAACCCUAUCAGUGUAAACAAUGUGGAAAAGCCUUUAGAUAUCAUCAAACCUUUCAAACACAUGAGAGGACUCACACAGGAGAGAAACCCUAUGAAUGUAAACAGUGCGGUAAAGCCCUCAGUUGUCCCAGUUCCUUUCGAAGUCAUGAAAGGACUCACACUGGAGAAAAACCUUAUGAAUGUAAAAAGUGUAGUAAAGCCUUCAGUUGUCCCAGUUCUCUUCGAAAACAUGAAAGAACUCAUACUGGAGAGAAACCCUAUGACUGCAAGGAAUGUGGGAAAGCCUUCAUUUCUCUUGGAAGCUUUCAGAGACACAUGAUAACACAUACUGGAGUUGGACCAUAUAAAUGUAAGGAAUGUGGGAAAGCGUUCAAUUGUCCAAGUUCAUAUAGAAUACAUGAAAGGUCUCACACUGGAGAAAAACCCUAUGAAUGCAAACAGUGUGGGAGAGCCUUCAGUUGUUCCAGUUCCUUUCGAACACAUGAAAGAACUCACACUGGAGAGAAACCCUAUCAAUGUAAGGAAUGUGGAAAAGCGUUCCACUGGCUCACCACUUUUCAAGUCCAUGUGAGAACUCACACUGGAGAGAAACCCUAUAUAUGUAAGCAAUGUGGUAAAGCCCUCAGUUGUCCCACUUCCUUUCGAAGACAUGAAAGAACUCACAGUGCAGAGAAACCCUAUGAAUGUAAACAAUGUGGGAAAACCUUCAGUUCUGCUCUAGGCUUGCAGAUACAUGAAAGAACUCACACUGGAGAGAAACCCUAUAAAUGUGAGGAAUGUGGGAAAGCAUUCGUUUCUCUCACAAGCUUUCGAAGACACAUGAUGACACACACGGGAGAUGGACCUUAUAAAUGUAAGGAAUGUGGUAAGGCCUUCAAUUGUCCCAGUUCAUUUCGAAUACACGAAAGGACUCACACUGGAGAGAAACCUUAUGAAUGUAAAAUAUGUGGUAAAGCCUUCAGUUGUUCCAGUUAUGUUCAAGUACAUGAAAGAACUCACACUGGAGAGAAACCCUAUGAAUGUAAGGAAUGUGGAAAAGCCUUCAUUUAUCGCACAACCUUUAGAGGACACAUGAGAGUGCACACUGGAGAGAAACCGUAUAAGUGUAAAGACUGUGGGAAAGCCUUCAGUCGACCAAGUUCAUUUAGAAGCCAUGAAAGAAUUCACACUGGAGAGAAGCUUCUUGAAUGUAAGCAUUGUGGGAAAGCUUUCAAUUGGCCCACAUCCUUACAUAAACAUGUCAUGAGAAUGCACACUGGAUAGAUAAAUUAUAACUGAUAAAUACAGGAAAGUUUUCAAUCUUAACAAAUAUAUUCAAAAUCAUGUGAAAACUCCACUGGAGAGAAAUGCUAUAAGAUGUAAGUAAUAUGGAAAAGCCUGAUGCAAAUUAAUUUGCAUAUAAUACUCCAGAGAAUUCACAACAUAAAAGAAAUGUUUUUAAAGUUAAAAAUAUAUUUAUCAGUGGCUCAUUCUGAAACUCAGUCCCUGGACUGUGGAUUCUACUUGUUACUUUUGCAGAUGAACAUUGAGUUGAGACAAUUCUGUAAGUAUUCUUUAAGCAAUAGUAUAUAAGCUUAGUAGAUAGUGUUUUUCCUUAAAUCAGCUCAUAAAAUUUUUGUCUUUCUGUUCUGAAGUCUGUUGGAUCCAUGGGUGAACUGAAAUACAAUUGUAAUAUGCCAAUAGAGUUAAUGUUUAUAUAAUUUUUAAAUUGUUCUGCAAGUUAAGGGCCACAGAAUCAAAUGACAGUUUGGUAUUUGUUGGGAUUUUCCUAUUGGCCUCAUCUUGCAGAUACUGGAUACUCCUUACCCAUUAUAAAUAUUCUUCCUUUCUUAUGGGAAAAACUUUUUGUUGGAAGAGCUUUCUUCCAUUUUCCUUGAUUGAUAAAUAGUUGGCAUAAAUUUCUAAGUGUGCAAAGUUUUCAUAGAGCAUAAUCUCACUUGAAUUACUAUUUACAUCAUUUUCCCUCCACUCUUCGUCAUUUUUCUGACUGUGAUUUGGAUAAUAGACUUUACAUUAAGAAAAGAGAUCUUUAUUGACAUCAACUUCAAACUUAGGAAGCAACCCUAAAAUGUUUAUAAGGCUAAUUACUUUAGAUUUAAAUUCAUAGCUACAGUAUCUUUGCACCAAAGCAACACUUUUUUACCCAUCAGUGCAUUAAAAUCCUGCUACAUUACUCUGAUGUCACCAUUUAGAGUAUCUUUUUCCCAUAAUACAAUUAGAGUGAUUAUGUGAUAGCCCUAAAGUCAACUGUGCUAUUAUUGUCCCUCCAAUAACAUUCAGCUCUUGCUCUGUGACUGUCCCGGACACCAGAAAUACAACAGCGAACAUGAGCGAUGUGGUCACUGCUCUCAGUGCUUCAAGUGUGUGAGAUGAAAUAGAAUUGUCACUUUUCUAGUUGCCUUCCUAAGUGUUUACAUUUAAACUGUCAUUCAUUUUUGUAUUGACAUAUGUGAUAGACCAAUAAGCCUUUAUAUUUGCCAAGAAAGAAAAUAAACAUGUAAUGAGACAUUAAAAUGUAGAAUUGGAGAGGUCUCUCCUGGAAUGUUGUGUCAACAUGGUGAUGUGACCCACAUUUUCUAGAGCCUGUUCUUUAUCUGGCUCACUGUUAGAAUUCACUGGUAGCUUCACUUGUGUGACUUUUGAAAGGCAGUGAAGGCCUUAGUCUUUGAACCACAGUGCAGAGACAGAUGCACAGGAGUUUCACACACCUUCUUUCAGCCCAUUUUCCAGAUUCUUUGCCCUGCCAAUCAAGGGUGUCCUCAUACCACCACCAACUAUGUGACUUGUUUUCUCAGAGCUGUAGGUUUCUACAGACAGCUGCACAAGAUCCACAGCAAGAUCUGACACAGGUUGGAUUUUCCUGCAAGCCCUCAUGUGUCCACCAGGCAACAAAUGUAGACUGUGGUGGUUGAGAAUGUUCUCUGGAACUGUAUGCCCCUUUCUCUAGACUGUAUUUGUAUAAGGUCUGAUUUGUAUAGUAAACAUCUCGUUCUGUUAAUCCUGUAGUGACUGUGUAUUCUUGGCUCCGCCCAGACAGCUGCAGUGGUGCCGUCAGAGGAGCCACAUGGGCGUCUGUUCUCCGCUGCCCUGUGCAGCGACUGCUCUGACCCAGUCCCUCCAUGUGAGAAUUAGCACCUUUCUCCUAUCGGGCAGAUUGUGGGUGUUUCCGAUUACUCAGAGCCAAACAUGAUUCCUCAGCACAUUUUUAGUUGUUUGAUUGUAUGUGAUGUAAAAAACAAUGUUCGAUUUUUUGUCAAACGAAUGCUUCUGUAGGUGUAUACUUAGAAAUGUUUUAUUGAUUGUUCUGGACAACUUGUAUACUAACAAAUACUAUCUUUCCCACUUCCCAAUAGGGUAAAUUAAAACAUCCCUUGCAAUUGUAGAUAUUUAGGUCAACUUUGUGAUUUUUGUCGUUAAUCAUUAUACAUUUUGAAUCAGUAUUACCAUGUGGUAUUUUUUCCUCAGGCAAGUUUUAUUUUUUAUUCUAUGGUUUAAUUUUUAUUGAAACUAAUUUCCAUUUGUUCUUAAUUAAAAACUUAAAUCAUUGUUUUGUUAGUGCCUUCUUGCCAAAAACCAGGAUCACACUCAUAUUCAAAGAGAGGGGUGUAAUGAAUCAUUGUAAUAAAGAUGAUCACAAACUAUAAAUGAUAAUGGGCUGGAUCAGUGAGAGGGUACCCAGCAGGUCUUCCUACAUAAUUUAUUUUAGGCUUAUGUUAGGUGCUGAGGCUGGGAUCCAAGGAAGCAGAAUGUCUCUAUGUAUUGUAUACUGUGAAGAGGUGAACUUAAUUCUAUCUUUGGUAAUGUAAUAGUUCUUAUCUAAACACCGAAAUAUUUUCUGUUGUAUAUGGGGACACUGUUUUCUGUAAAGUACCUCAGUUAAAAUAUAUAAAGUCACUUGCUCCUUAGCAAA
This is a messenger RNA of Equus caballus (horse), 9663 nucleotides long. RefSeq names its product zinc finger protein 791. Gene Ontology annotation, molecular function: DNA-binding transcription factor activity, RNA polymerase II-specific; RNA polymerase II cis-regulatory region sequence-specific DNA binding. Lineage: Eukaryota; Metazoa; Chordata; Mammalia; Perissodactyla; Equidae. Gene Ontology annotation, biological process: regulation of transcription by RNA polymerase II. The record is from RefSeq and is a predicted model, not a curated record.